Paraphaeosphaeria sporulosa is the source of this 435-nucleotide messenger RNA. RefSeq lists its product as uncharacterized. The transcript is spliced from 2 exons. The record is from RefSeq and is a predicted model, not a curated record. Lineage: Eukaryota; Fungi; Ascomycota; Dothideomycetes; Pleosporales; Didymosphaeriaceae. The coding region runs from base 1 to 435 and encodes 144 amino acids.
AUGCCGCCAAUGGGCGAAUACGACGCCGCCCCGCCACCGUAUACCUCGCACUCCAUCACCGCAGCCGCUGCAGAUGAUUCCAUUCUCGACAGGUGUGAAUGGAGCAGUGCGAAGAACCUGGAACUGCCCACUGCAACGCAGUUACAAUACGUUCCACCUCGCACGAGACAGCAAGAUCGCGGUCCGCAAGAUGCUGAGCCACUACCGUACUGGGACAACUCCAGUCCAUUCGUACUCAAUCUCAUCGGGGAGCCAGCAUUAACCAGAGAGAUGGUCAAGACGGACUGGCUUCACAGCCUCUCCCUGACCGCCAUUAUGCACCGCAGCGUCCUGAAGUACCACCGCUCGCUGUGCCCACCCUCAACGUCGACCUCGCCUAGCACACGCACCAGCUCACCGCAAAACCCUACUACAAAUAUAUUCUCUCUGAAAUAA